AUGGCGUCGUCGAGCGCGGAAGAGAAAAGCAAACUUCUGGAGAGGGUAACAAAUGAACAUCAGUCUGAAUUGUCCAACGUAAAAAUGAUGAAGGAUAGAGAGAUCGUCGAAUUGAACGAAAAAAUGAAAAUACAGGAACAUAGAAUAAAUAGACUAGAAUCUCUUAUCAAGGAUAUUAAAUCAUCUCUUUUAUAUCUAUGCCGGAAAUGCGACAAAGAUGAUGACGACUACAUGAGUAAUGGUAAUGAUUUGGAAGACGAUGUUGAUGACGAUGGUUCAAAUUCUAUAAAUGGAUUGAUGGUAAUAACAAUAUAA
This is a messenger RNA of Helobdella robusta, 315 nucleotides long. RefSeq lists its product as hypothetical. Lineage: Eukaryota; Metazoa; Annelida; Clitellata; Rhynchobdellida; Glossiphoniidae. The transcript has 2 exons. The record is from RefSeq and is a predicted model, not a curated record. The coding region runs from base 1 to 315 and encodes 104 amino acids.